Molecule: messenger RNA, 2529 nt
Organism: Telopea speciosissima
Lineage: Eukaryota; Viridiplantae; Streptophyta; Magnoliopsida; Proteales; Proteaceae
Product: G-type lectin S-receptor-like serine/threonine-protein kinase At1g11410
Exons: 7
Coding region: 1-2529 (842 amino acids)
Biological process (GO): recognition of pollen; protein phosphorylation
Molecular function (GO): ATP binding; protein serine/threonine kinase activity
Source: RefSeq, a predicted model, not a curated record
AUGAGAAGAAAAUAUCGUUCAGAUGUCAUGUUCCCUCCAACAUGGUUAUGUUUCCUAUUCUUCCAUUUCAACACCUCCGCCGCUGCCGUAAUCACCUCUUCUCCUAACGACACCCUAAAUCCACUUGAAUCAAUCACCGACGGCCAAACUGUUGUCUCCAAUGGAAGCAAUUUUGCGCUGGGCUUCUUCAGACCCGGCAAAUCUAGUUUCAAAUACGUUGGAAUUUGGUACACAACAGUUCCUGACACUGUGGUUUGGGUCGCCAACAGAGACAACCCUAUCAACGAUUCCUCCGGAAUCCUCUCCUUCGCCCUGGAUGGGAAUCUCGUCGUCUCUUCCCGUAGAGAUCAGAGACGUCCUCUCUGGUCCACCAAUAUCUCCAUAAGUUCCAACUCCACCUUUUUGAAGCUCCUUAACUCCGGAAACCUCGUUCUAUAUGGCCCGGGCACCGGCACCGGCACCGGCACCGGCACCACAAAUAGGAUCUUGUGGCAAAGCUUCGACCAUCCGACACACAUGCACCUUGCUGGUAUGAAAAUAGGAUUGGACCGGAUGACCGGUCUGAACCGGGUUCUCAUAUCUUGGAAGUCCAAAGACGACCCUGGCAGAGGGAAUUACUCGUUAAUGUUCGACCCAAGGGGGCGGUCAACCGAACAGUUCUUGUACAAGGGGUCGGCCAUGGUCUGGCGAACCGGGCCCUGGAACGGCCAAAGGUUUAACGGGAUCCCACAGAUGACCCGGACUGACACCUUCAAUUACAAGUUCGUCAACAAUAACGACGAGCUCUACCUGAUUUACGAGACCGACGUCUUCUCACCAUUCAUUCUGGAUGAAUUUGGGAUCAUUCACCGGUGGAUUCGGAUGGAGAGGUACAGUCGAUGGAUAACAUUAUAUUCGGCGCCCAGUGACACGUGCGAUUACUACGGACUCUGCGGGGCCAACGCGACCUGUCGCAUUGCGGAUAACGCUUUAGAGUGUGCGUGUCUGCCUGGUUUCCAACCAAAGUCUCCAAUGGACUGGCACUUGAGGAAAUGGUCUGAUGGGUGCGUGAGGAACAGAAGCCUUGGGUGCGGCAAGGGAGAUGGGUUCUCGAAGUUGGUAGGCGUGAAGCUUCCUGACACUUCCAUGUCCCUAGUCGACAAGAGUCUGAGCCUCAACGAAUGCAAGCGAGAAUGCUUGAAGAACUGCUCUUGCAACGCGUACGCCCUUGCAGACAUUACUGAGGGAGGCAGUGGCUGCAUUGCUUGGUUUGAUAAUUUGAUGGACAUUCGGUAUUUCAAUGCCGACGGUGGCGAUGCUUUAUAUCUACGUGUGUAUGCAGUGGAGCUAGCUGCACAAGCAAGAAAAGAUAAAGGGUUUCUUCACAACAAGCGAAGAGUGGCGAUUCUUACGGUGUCUUUUAUUUUGGUUGUGCUUCUCUUUGCUGCAUGUGUGUACUGUUUACGGAAAAAGAUAAAAGGGGCAAUUGAGAAGCGGCAGCGUGGUGGUUUCUUGUUUGAUUUAAGAAACUUUACUGGAAUAAGUGAACUUCAAGACAAUGGGAGGAAUCCCGAAUUGCCAUUUAUUGAACUAGAUGCUGUCGCAGCUGCCACAGACAACUUCUCUCCCAAUAACAAGCUUGGAGAAGGUGGUUUUGGUGCUGUCUACAAGGGUCGGCUGUUCAAUGGGAAGGAGAUAGCUGUUAAAAGACUAUCCAAGAAUUCAGGACAAGGAAUGGAAGAGUUUAAAAAUGAAGUUCUACUGAUUGCCAAACUUCAGCAUAGAAAUUUGGUUAGGCUUCUAGCUUCUUGUGUCCAUGAAGAAGAGAAGAUGCUAAUCUAUGAGUACAUGCCCAACAAAAGCUUGGAUUCUUUCAUUUUCGAUGAAACUAAGAGUGCAUUGCUCGAUUGGCGAAAACGAUUUGAAAUCAUAGAUGGAAUUGGUCGAGGUGUCCUCUAUCUUCACCAAGACUCUAGGUUGAGAAUCAUUCAUAGAGAUUUGAAAGCCAGUAAUGUGUUGCUAGACGAAGAGAUGAACCCCAAAAUUUCAGAUUUUGGUAUGGCGAGAAUUUUUGGAGGAAACCAAAUUCAAGCAAAUACAGCCAAAGUGGUUGGGACAUAUGGUUAUAUGUCACCAGAGUAUGCCAUGAAAGGGAUUUUCUCAAUAAAGUCAGACGUAUUUAGUUUUGGAGUAUUAUUAUUGGAGAUCAUUAGUAGCAAGAAGAACAGUAUAUAUUUUCAUGAAGAUCCCUCAAUGAGUUUAAUAGAACAUGUAUGGGACUUGUGGAAAGAAGGUCGAGCAUUGGAGAUAGUUGAUUCAUCAAUGGCUGACUCUUACCCUGCUCAUGAAGUUUCGAGGUGUAUCCAAAUUGGGCUGUUGUGUGUGCAAGAAAGUGCAUCAGAUAGGCCAACCAUGUCAAGUGUUGUUUUCAUGCUCGAGAAUGAAACAAAAAUCCCUACGCCUAACCAACCUGCUCUUAUCAUGAAGAGACAGGAGACGGGAUCAUGCUCUAUAAAUGAAAUGACGAUGACUGUGUUAGAUCCUAGAUAA